Molecule: messenger RNA, 1706 nt
Organism: Branchiostoma belcheri (Belcher's lancelet)
Lineage: Eukaryota; Metazoa; Chordata; Leptocardii; Amphioxiformes; Branchiostomatidae
Product: protein cornichon homolog 4-like
Exons: 5
Coding region: 28-459 (143 amino acids)
Biological process (GO): endoplasmic reticulum to Golgi vesicle-mediated transport
Cellular component (GO): endoplasmic reticulum membrane; COPII-coated ER to Golgi transport vesicle
Source: RefSeq, a predicted model, not a curated record
UUGCUCGAAUGGUUCAGACCAUCCAAGAUGACUUCGGACGCAGUGUUGUUCAUCCUAGCUCUGCUGGAUUGCUCGGGGCUUCUCUUUCUAACGGUGUACUUUAUCAUCACCCUGUCUGAUUUAGAAUGUGACUACCUUAAUGCAACACAAUGCUGUUCCAAGUUAAACAAGUGGAUCCUGCCAGAGUUGAUAGCCCACUGUACCCUGACACUGUUACUGUUGGUGUCUUUACACUGGGUUCUGUUUCUCCUGAAUGCACCACUGGCAGCAUGGCACAUCUACAGGUUCUCCCAGAUCCCCAGCGGUAACACAGGAGUGUAUGAUCCCACCGAGAUCCACAACAGGGGCCAGCUCAAGACCUACAUGAAGGAGUCCAUGGCCAAACUGGGCUUCCACUUGCUCUGCUUCUUCUUGUACCUGUACAGUAUGAUUUAUGCAUUGAUAGUUGUCAGCACCUGAUGACGAAGCUGAAGAAAACCCUGCACCAGACACCACAACUUGUUCUCUAUCUGUACUGUAGAUAAAAUAGGAAAGGCCAGAUCCUGUUCAACUUAGCCAUACUUGUGUAGCAAACACUGCUUUGAUUAAUGUUAGUCUUUAAAACUACUGUUCUGCUGUAAGUGUUCAUAAUUGUCAAUUUGUGUUUAGUAUGUACGGUUAAUUGUACAGUAGUCAGUGUUUAUCAAGUAAUAUAUUAAUAAGGGCUUAAUUUAAAAACUACCAGCUCUGUACAAGUCUUCAGUACCUUUAGAAAUGAUCUGUAGAUACAAAUGUAUCAGUAGGUCUUAUGUCAUGUUUACCUUGUACUUUUACCAUACAUUUUUUGUACUUGUUGCUCUUUCUAAAGCCAGUCAUGUCGUGUUCACUUGCAACGUCAUAGGCUGUUGAUCACUGCUGUUCGUCCAUAGUGUAAGAAGUGUUUAUGAGGGCAGAAGUGCAUUAUUGAAGCCAUUUACUUACUAUGUAAUUGUAUAGGCAGGCUACUAACAUUGGGCAUUGAUAGUUUUACUAGUAUAACAUUUUGCAAUACCUGUAUCAUGGAUACUUUGUUUUGUUUGACACCAGAGAAAAGAAGACAUUAGAACCCAUUACCAUGAAUGUGCAUUUACUGUUUGAGAAUGGUGCACCGCUUUAGAGCAGUAUAUGCAAAUACUGCCAAAUUUGUAAAAUGAACCUUGCAACUACAUGUUAAUGUAUGGGAGGUUUUCUCAGUCCCAGUGUCCCCUCCUGUGUUGCAGGUUCUGGCAUUCUGUCCCAGAGUCCCAUCGGUCCUUGACCUUUGAUGACCUGAUGAUGGCUACAGGGUCAUUCAAAGAACUUUGAGGCCAGUUGUUUCACUUUCUACCAGUAGGAAUUAUUGUUUGUUGGCACGCUUGAUUGAGUGUUGCUGGAACUGUAUGUUGGUCAAUUUGUUUGGUGAACUGUUCACAGCAGAAUUUCACAUUCCUGCAAAAACCUCCCUUAGUAGUAGCCUGGGUACUAUCCUAUUUGUAUGCUGGGGGAGAAUGGGAGUCCGGCAUACAAAUAGGAUGGCACCCAGGCUACUUUAGUAGGGAAGUGUAUUGCAUUUUAAUGUACAGAACAUGCACUUUAAUUAUAACCAUGUCAUCAACGUGUCAUACUGAACAUGUUAAAAGUCAGAUGUUACCUUGUCGACGUUAUUCUAAGUCAUUAGUUUUUACAAAUAUAUUUUGUAUUCCAAUUAA